Molecule: messenger RNA, 1122 nt
Organism: Athalia rosae (coleseed sawfly)
Lineage: Eukaryota; Metazoa; Arthropoda; Insecta; Hymenoptera; Athaliidae
Product: transmembrane protein 170A
Exons: 4
Coding region: 265-642 (125 amino acids)
Source: RefSeq, a predicted model, not a curated record
AGCGCAGACGCAUUGGUCCAUGCUCUCUUCACACCAAAGGAUGAAAUUAGGUUUCUGACAGAUUGAUAUCAUUCCAAGUUACCUCCUUGAUUCCAAGUGACGACCAUACAUGGGUGGCACGCGACUUAUCGGUGAUCGUAUGCCAAGGAUGUUGGUCAAUGUUCCUACAUUAUGUUGACACUUGCUCUGGAUGGAGUUUGACUACCUUUCUACCAAUACCAAGCUUGCAUUGAAGUGCUCUUUCACUACUGUUCCACAUUGACAAUGUAUGAUGAAUUAUCGGCUGGUGCGGUGUUCCAUCAAGGCAAUGCCUUUUAUAACCCACUCACCACGUUUGUUGAGAUGUGGUACCAGAUAUUUCUCUGGGCGUUAUUUUCAUCAAUUUUUGUCCACACAAUCGCGGCAGCUAUUUGCUUUGCCACUCUUCGUAAACACAAAUAUGGGAAGUUUUUUCCGAUCUUGAUAAUAAUAAUGGGUGUGCUCCUACCACUAACAUCUGGAAUUCUGAGUUCAGCUGCAGUUGCAUUCGUUUAUCGUGCGUCGAGCUAUCAGAUGCUGCCAUUAUACGCCAUGUUGUGGGGUAUUGGACAAACCAUAAUGGCUGCUUGUGUCGGAUUCACAAGGAUUUUGGCAACGUUAUAAGUGAGAGACAAUGUGAAUUAAUACUGUAAGAUUCUGCUAUUUUUAAACUUCAGUUCAGAAUCUCGUGCUUCAUUAAUUCAGUUGCAUCAAUUAUAGCAUUCAUUGGCCUACUAGACUCUCAUGACAAAAUAUGUAGAAAACUCGACAUCUUUCACAGUUGUGGUGCACUAGCCAUCUCAUGUGUGAACAUCUGUAGCAUAUUAUACCUAUUGAAAAAUAAGCAAAGUUCAACAGUAAAGGCUGUAAGAUCUUACCAACAACGUAUCAUUGGUUUGGCUAUAAAAUACAUACGUAUGUACAGAAGCAUCAAAAAGAUAAUGACUCCAGCUAUGAAGAAUAGUACUAUACAUAUGCUCAAAGACCAUAGAAUAGGGUCAUAGGCAAAUUUUAUUCACUAUUAAAAUUUUAAGUAUCACUAUCAUAUUUCAUCGAUCAAUUAUCUGGCAAAUUGAAAUUGAUAAUAAAAAUACUUUAUAAUUA